Molecule: messenger RNA, 9633 nt
Organism: Heteronotia binoei (common prickly gecko)
Lineage: Eukaryota; Metazoa; Chordata; Lepidosauria; Squamata; Gekkonidae
Gene: ARID5B
Product: AT-rich interaction domain 5B
Exons: 10
Coding region: 546-4064 (1172 amino acids)
Biological process (GO): regulation of transcription by RNA polymerase II
Cellular component (GO): nucleus
Molecular function (GO): transcription cis-regulatory region binding
Source: RefSeq, a predicted model, not a curated record
CUAAAGAGAAUUAGAAAGAAGAACAGCGCCUCUGACUCUCUGCAGGAAAUGUUCUUUAUAUUAGACAUAUACAAGCAGGUCCUGUCAGAUGAGCAACUCAGCCAGCUCGCCUCGCAGCCCGGCAAAAAUGGAACGACCCCUUUUGGCGGGGCUUUGGGGGCUCCGAGGGGGUGCGACCGAGUCCCUGCAGAGAUCCGGGCGCCGUCCGAUUUUGCAAGGGCUUCCGAUCCCGACUUUGCCUUGAUCUGGUCGCCUCUCAGCCGCGGCUGGCUUAGGCACUGACUUGUAUCGCCUGUGCAGGCGGGCAGGAAUCGGGCGAAAAGCCGGGCGUCUGCCACACGACUGGGAAGUCGGGGGUCGUGAGAAGAGCUGGGCGGGAUUUGGGGAUAUUUUGGGUGAGCCCGAAGGCUACGAUUCAGGUUUUAUAUUGAGCCUGGGCGCCGGCUGCAGGGAGAGAUCGCUUUUCCCUGCCAGGACCUGAUGCAAUCCAUUCAAGCCAACAAGUUUGGAGAGAAUGUUGAGUUCAAUCAAUUCAGAACGUCGAGAUGGAGUCCAAUUCAGUUCAGUGGGUCGGCUCGCCGUGCGGCUUACACGGACCUUACAUUUUCUACAAGGCUUUUCAAUUCCACCUGGAAGGCAAACCGAGGAUUUUGUCCCUGGGCGAUUUUUUCUUUGUACGUUGUAAGCCGGAGGAUCCGAUGUGCAUAGCGGAGCUACAGCUCUUGUGGGAAGAGAGGACGAGCAGGCAACUUUUAUCCAGCUCCAAACUUUAUUUCCUACCCGAAGAUACUCCCCAAGGCAGAAGCAGUGACCAUGGCGAGGAUGAAGUUAUUGCUGCCUCAGAGAAGGUAACAGUGAAGCUUGAAGAUUUAGCCAAAUGGGCCCAGGCAGAUUGUUCGAAAUGGAAACGUGGCCUUCGGGUUGAAGCCCUCAGACCCGCGGAGCUGGGCAAGAAUGGACAGAAAGAAGCCCUGACAAGGUUCAGGCAGUCCACGCACAACAGCGGCCUCAACUUUAAAGACAUUUUGAAAGAAAAGGCUGAUCUGGGUGAGGAUAACGAAGAUUCGAACGUACUGAUCCUCAGCUAUCCACAGUACUGUCGCUACCGUUCCAUGCUGAAACGCAUUCAAGACAAACCAACUGCCAUCCUAACAGACCAGUUUGUAUUAGCCCUGGGGGGCAUUGCCGUGAUCAGCAAAAACCCACAAAUCCUUUACUGUCGAGAUACAUUUGAUCACCCGACUCUUACAGAAAAUGAAAGCAUAUGUGAUGAGUUUGCGCCAAACCUUAAAGGCAGACCACGCAAAAAGAAGCCAUGUCCGCAGAGAAGAGAUUCGCUCAAUGGCAUUAAAGAUUCCAACAAUAACUGUGACAGCAAAGCUGUUGCCAAGGUAAAAUGUGAAGCUAAAUUGCCUUUGUCCAAAACCAAAAAUAACAGCAACUGCAAAAAGGGCUCAAGUGAGGAUAAAUCAAAGGUUUCAAUAGGUGAAGAAUGCAGAACGGAUGAACAGGCAUUUCUUGUGGCACUUUAUAAAUAUAUGAAAGAAAGAAAAACACCAAUUGAACGAAUACCCUACCUAGGUUUUAAGCAGACUGCUCAAAAACUGGGAGGAUAUGAAACAAUAACAGCCCGUCGACAAUGGAAACAUAUUUAUGAUGAAUUAGGUGGUAACCCUGGAAGUACAAGUGCAGCCACAUGUACUCGUAGACAUUAUGAAAGAUUAAUCCUGCCAUAUGAAAGAUUUAUUAAAGGAGAGGAAGAUAAGCCACUACCUCCUGUGAAACCUCGAAAACAAGAUAAUGUUCCCCAGGAGAGUGAAAGUAAGACAAAAUUGUCUGGAACAAAACGGAUCAAAAAUGAAAGCCAAAAGAGCAAAAAAGAGAGAGAUAAUACACAGAAGUCCCAGGAUGCACCCGAGGUUUCAUCUGAACAAGAGAAGGAUCCAGAAUGUGCAGAUGAGAAAAGCUUAUCUGAACUAAAUGUAGUCGAUGAGAUGAAGCCAUCUAUAGAAGUGCACCAGUCUCCAGCACCGGACACAGCUGAAAGUGCUCCUCUGGAUAAGGCUGACCCAAAUGAAACCAACUCAUACACAGAGGAAGUCAAGGAAGAGGUUCCACCUGAGGACUCUUUUCCAAGCACUUUGGUGCCCUCAGAUGAGGAAGCUGUUUUGGAUUCAACAGCCAGAAAACUAUCCAGUCCACCAGAGGACCUGGAUGAACCCAAGCAGGAACCCAGAGCACAGAGAUUUGCCAGCUACCUAGAAAGUGACGUCCACGAAAUUCCAUUCAGUAACUUCUCCACCGUCGAACUGCCAAGUCCGAAUGAGAUAGCGGACAAUAAACUCCCAGAGAUGGCAGACUACAUUGCAAACUGCACAGUCAAAGUGGACCAGUUAGGAAAUGAGGACAUACACAAUGCACUGAAGCAGAGCCCCAAAGUCCUUGUCGUGCAGAAUUUUGACAUGUUCAAAGAAAAAGAGCCUUCAGGUUCCAUUAAUGGCGAUCCCGGUUUCAGUUACACGCCACUGCUCUACUCCAAAGGCAAUCCAGGCAUCAUGUCACCCCUAGCGAAGAAGAAGCUCCUGUCCCAGGUCAGUGGGGCAAACCUCUCGUGUAGCUAUCCGUACGGCUCACCCCCUCCUUUGAUCAGCAAGAAAAAGUUGAGCAGCAGAGAAGAGCAGUCCUUGAACAUGCCCCAAGCUCCUCAUGUCCCUGCGAUGGAGGCUACAGCAGUGAGCAGGCCUUCUGUGAUCCAACAUGUACAGAGUUUUAAGCCCAAGGGUUCAGAAGAAAGGAAAUCUGUGAACGAUACUUAUAGGGACGAAUUGCUGUUAAAGAAAGUGGAUUCAGAGUGCUGCGAUUUUACCAAGCAACACCUGACCACUCUGGCUGAAUCCUAUGCUCUUAAAUCAGAAAUUCAGGAUAUGAAAGACAGAAUGAAUGAAAAGAGAGGCCUCCACCAUUCCCAUAUGCCCACCUUCUUGACAGACUUUUACUCGUCUCCUCACCUGCACAGUCUUUAUAGGCAUACAGAACACCACCUUAAUAACGAACAGACAUCCAAGUACCUCCUUCGGGACAUGUACAGAAAGUCAGAAAACAUUUCCAUGUUCCCUCAGCACAAGCACCCAGACAAGCGCAACUUAUGCUAUCAUCCUCUUUUGCAUCAGCAAGAGAAAAAGAGCCCACUGGAAGCCUCGGCAGACGAUCAGCCGACUGAUCUGAGUCUUCCGAAAAGCUCUCACAAGCAGACUGUAAAAGGUUUGGGGUCUGGCCUCUUGCAUGGGUCAGCGGGGCAGCCAGAGAGCAAAAGUAUCCCUCAAUUCCAAGCCUUGAGUGGCCAGCCUCUGGGUGUAGACUGUAAUCCCAAAGCUUGCCGUGUCUCUCCGAUGACUGUCUUGGCCCCCAAAAAGCAGCACGGCGAGCCUUUCCUCAGGUCUGGCAAACCGCAGAAUUUGAGGAAGAUGGAAGGCAUGUCCCACCCCAUCCUCAGCCACAAAACAAAUAUCCAACCCAUCGGGGCGGCCCGGCCAUUGAAGCGCGGCCUGGAGGAUUUGGACAAAGCUGUGUCAGAAAAAAAGAUCCGUGCUGUCUCACCCCUGCGCUUACCAAAGGAAACGCCUGCUAAAGACAAGGGUCUUGAGCCAGAGGCUGACAGCAGCAAACCGGUGCAUGGCUUGCCCUCCAGCAGCAUGCUGGAGGGCCACAAAUUCCCCCUCUCAAGCCCCAUCUUCACAGGCUUGUACCCAGGGACUCUCUGCAGCGGCUUGAGCAACCGCAUUCCUGCUGGGUACUCUCAUCCUCUGCAGUACUUGAAAAACCAGACAGUGCUUUCUCCACUAAUGCAGCCUUUGGCACUCCAUUCAUUCAUGGUGCAGAGACAAUUCCUUACCUCCCCUGGCAAUUCACAGCAGCUUUACAGGCAUUUAGCUGCGGCAACCCCUGUCGGAAGUUCGUAUGGUGACCUUUUGCACAACAACAUUUAUCCUUUGGCUGCUAUCAAUCCUCAGGCUGCUUUCCCACCUUCUCAGCUGUCUUCUGUACAUCCAAGCACAAAACUGUAAAUCCUUCUCCCUUUAAGAACAAAAACAAAAAAAGAGCAACAUUCCUUUAGCCUGUGAUGUCUUGCAAAAUUUAAAACAAACAAAAAAAGAAAAUCUGUAUUUGUAUUAAUGGAUAAGCGGUUUUGUCUCUGAUUGCCGAAUGCUUCAAAUGUGAUUGAGACAAGACUGGUUCCGUUGGGCUUCUUUAUUUCACCUCUAGCUCCCAAAUCUGCUUCUUCUGUAGACAGUCACUUUGCCUAGUAGGAUUCCAAAAGGAUCUCUGUCUUGCUGAAAACAAGUCGCAGAGCAGACCAGGUGGCAAGUUAGGCCUUGUUUUUGCUCUUGGAGAAAAAAAGGUCUGGGGGUUUUUUGUAUGUCACUUCCCCUCUUUACUUCCCAGGAGUGGCUUUGGAGCAUUUCAAAUCAGAAAGAAAGGGCCAGUCUGAUGGAAGAGGAGUUAGGCAAUACACAUGAUGAUCAACAGAUGUUGCUUCUUUGGGUACCAUUUUGUUUCCUGACUAGCAGGAGUCCAAAUCAAUGCAAUGUAUAGUACAAACCAACCUUAACACUAUUAAACCAGAAAAAAGUAAACACUGUUCAGUUGGACUGUACAUACCUGCUUCAAAAAUGGCAAACAGGAUUUACUAGUGUCAGGUUUGCUUGUAUAAUUUAUAUAGGUUUUUAUUUUCCAUUUACCCUGUGCUCUGUUUGGUGUUCUUUUUUUAAUUAAAAGUCUUUUUGCCUGCAACUUUUUUGUGUAAAAGGAAAAAACAGCGAUGGCUGUUGAGGGUCCUUUUUAACACAUUUGUAUUUUUUCCUUCUCUGCUUAUUCUUCUUUUUUUUUUUUAAGAGCAGCUUUUGGGGGAGUAGCUAUUGUCAUUGUUUACAAAACAAAAGCAUCCAUUUUUGACAAGCCUUUACAAUGGACAAGAAGCUUACUGUAGAUCAUGCAAUCGUGUGAUAAUUCCAAGCAUCAUGUCCUCCUCCCAAGGCCUGAUCCCAAAAGGUGUCAAGCUCUCACCUCACCUGUCAGAACAGUCCUAAUUUGUACAUAAGUUGAUGUUCGAGCGGAUACUGAGAUUUGGCUUUGCUGUAAUCAUGGUCUGUGAAUUUGUUAGGAACUGUACUUCUUCUUAUCUAGGCUGUGAAACUGCCCUGCAUACUAGAAAGGGACCUUAUUCAGGACUAUGCUGGCAAUGUGUUACUCAAUAACAGAGGAGUCUAGAAGACCUUUCUUGUAGGCUGUGCAACUAUUUCAAGAAUUUUAGCCGCUAAAAGAGAGAAAAUGUAUUCUAGUUACAAGGCGGCCUGGAUUCUGUGCUCCGGAAGGGGGAUUGGCUGAGAACUGAUGUUGUGCAGAGAAGAGGCUAUGACUUGGAGCAGACCAGAGUUUGAAGGGCAGUUUGGGGGACAGAUUUGGCACUCUUUGCUUGGUGGUUCCUUCUGGCCCACUGGGAGGUUCCUGGUCAUCGGUCCUAAAAAGCAGUCUCUCUUGUUCCAGGGAAGCACUUUUAAGAUUUGAUUUAGCAUUAAACCAUAAGGGCAGCUAAAUCUGUAAAGCAUUUAAAUCCCAAAGUACUUGACUCUAUGGUCCCACUGAACAAAAGUUAUUAAAGUCAGUGAAACUUUUCCUGAGCCUGGGUGUCCUAUUCACUCUUAGGGAAACAUCCCUGCUGAAAGCUAAAACUGUCUUUGAGAUGUUUUUCUGGAACAGGCAGAGUGACCAGAUUUACUUCAGGAAAUAAGACCAUGUUUUUUUUAAAGGAUAUAUAUUUAGAACUGGGCAAGGGUUCAAAGAGGCCUGUAAUGUUGGCUUCACCCACUGACUUUCUUCUUCACAAGACAGGAGAGGUUUCGGACAAAGUCGUCUUCUCCACUCAGACACAGACAAGAGGCACAUUUCAACACAGGCACAACCCCAUGUCCCCCUUACAUGCAUGAACGGCAACAAUGGUGGACCUCAUGUGGCUGCUUGCUCUCACUGGCUUUCGUCUUGGCUUAUGUAUGAGGAAAGAACACCUCAACAGUGAGAAGUGACAUCUCUGAUUGCCCAGUGUUGUUGUUUGUACUGGGUCAGAGGGUUUUUGAAGAGCCCUCGGCCUGCAUCUUUGAGAGAGUAGCGUAGGUCAUUACAUAAUAAGGGGCAGACUCUUGGAGUUUACACAGGAGGAAAGGUGCUAACAAGCUCUUUCCAUGUGCCUGGGCUUAUAGGAGAGAGCGUGUCUGAGGUAUAUAAUGGGGACAAGGCCUUUGAUAACGAAUUUUAUGUUGAGGAGAAGCCACCCCCAGGGAUGGGGAAGGGCAGGUUCAGCCUACAGGUUGCCAAUUACUUGUCUCUUGUCUUAUGUCAGCUCUGGACACUGCCCAUUGCCACAAGUGGCAUUUCAGGUGCUGUGUUUAGCUGUGGUCAGGUCAACGAAACUGUGACUGUUAUCUACAUUGAAUAGAAUCUGCACGGUAGCUUUAACAACACAGUUGCAUUCUUGGAAGUUGUCAGUUCAGGUCUCAUGGACUUGCCCAAGUUUCACCUUCAGCUCUCGAAGCAUCAGCAGCAUGUGGAUCUGACCCAUCUUCCCAUGUUGCAAACAGCUGGCUGUCACCAAUAAUCCAGUUUACAGGGCAGCCCAAAGAGCAGUUGGGCUCAAGGUAAACACAGACCCACUAGAAUUGCAUGGGCUUCUAACGGAGGCUGAGACUCAGCAACCUUUCCCCACGUCGUAAGGGUUUUUUUGUUAAAGAGUAAAAAGUCACUAAGUGGUGGGUUCCCCCCCCCUCAGGAAAGCAGCCUUAUGAUUGUGUGGAUUCAUUUUAUGGGACACCUCUGCUCCGUGUCUUGAAGUGCGGACAGCAGAAGCAUUUUUUUUUACAGCGUGAAAACCGGUUGUGCUCUGAACCCUUCCCAGAUAGCAAUUCAAAUGCAAAAACCAUCAAAAACUACUGGAGUCUACUGGAAACUACUUAAAAGAACACCUUGCAUGCAAUGCCAGACAACCUAUAUUAAAAUAUCCUGUGAUAUGAAGCCAAUUGCAAUAUAUAAUGUAACCUAUUUAAUAUACAAUGGUGGGGGGGACCAGAAUAAUAGACAUCUACUGUUAAAGAUCAAUGUUAUCUUCAAUUAAAUGCUUUUAUGUUCUUGUGAUAAAACUAUAACUGAUGAUGCAUAAGCAAGACUAGUAGAAUUUAGAACCUAAAUGUGCCAACGCAAACUUUUUUUCCCUGCUGCACUUCAAAUAUUAAAGAAAGAAAACAGCAAUCACAGUUGCGUUUGAUCAUAUGCCAUAAACGGCAUUGUUAGUUGUUUUUUUUAAAAAAAAAUUGCACUAAACCUGAGUAAUGUUAUUACUGAAGGAGGGGAGGGGGGAGAUGAGGAUUGUACAAACCUGUAAUGGAUAUUGUUAGAAUUGUGGGCCUGGUAUUGUAAGCCAGGGAAUGCAAUGCCUCUGAUUUGUGUUGGAUAAUCAGCAUGUCAGAUUGUUUCCUCGCUCUUAUGUUAAGGGAUGUUUUUAAAGAAUUGUCUUUUGGUUUGGAACAGCACAGCCCUGUCAGUUACUCAAUGCAGAUGAAGGCAAUUUCUAUUGGCUCAUGAUGGUACCCCCCCCCCCCCCGGCAAUGUUCCCUGGAAAAAGUAGCAUGGUGCAUGCAUCUUUUUUUUUUGCAGAUGUGAAACUGCUCCCCUCUGUUGAAGCAGUGUGCUGGUGUGCAUUAUGGGUGCUCGCUUGCUCUUGUAUUCACAGGUCUUGCAACCCUUAUUUUUAAAAGAACAAAGUUUGAGUCUAAUGGCGCCUUUCUAAGACCAACCAAGUUUUAUUCUGGGUAUAAGCUUUCAUGUGCAUUCACACUUCUGAAGAAAUGUGCAUGUACGUGAAAGCUUGUACCAAGAAUAAAACUUUUUUGGUCUUAAAGGUGCCACUGAACUCAAACUUUGUUCUACUGCUUCAGACUAACACAGCUACCCAACUGAAUCUACCUUAUUUUUGAAAGUUUGCCCUGGCAACCCUAUCCAUUAAUCUCAUGUAUUUAUUUUACAAGUCUCCAGUUUCAGUUUUAUUGCAUUAUUUUGGAAUGUGCUCGGACUGUUCUAAAAUAUCAGAGUGCAGGGUUACUUGAUUUCUCCCUCUUUGUUCAAUAGAAGAAUAAAGUUCACAGUGCAUUGGUCAAAAUGAGCCACGAUCGCAUAAUCCUCGGUAGGAGGGUUGUGCAUUAUUCAAGAAUGCUUUUUAAAAACAAAUCUGUGAUUUCUCUUAAAUGUUAAAUUUUCUGUGUCAGAGACAGACUUUAAAUAGGGCUUUGUUUGAGUUCAAGGGGCCUUUUUAAUGAAUGAAAGUUGUGUGAGUUUCCCUUCAUGCAGUCAAACUAUUGUUAUUGGUACGUUGGUACAGAAAACAGAGGAAUCUAAUUGGCAACAGAGUAAUAAAUCCAUUUACCAAGAGCUGAUUCCAAGAAAUGUUGCAAUUGCAACAAAUUCUUGUUAAAGAUUCUGAAAGCUAGCAAAGGAAAAAACCCUCCCAUUCCCAUGUCAUGUCUCUGUGAAAGACUUUAGAAGCACGAAAAAAUUCCAGAACUCUGUUGGGUAAGGCCUUUUGCCACUGAAUUAAAUUGAAAUAGAUGGUUAAGUUUCAGUGUAACUCCUAGCCUCAAAUAAGAUGACUAAAUUUCCACAUGGCUAGGCAGAUCUGCUGGCUACAUGCCAUGUUAGGAACAGCUCUCUGGUAGGGCAAAGUCAUAUGUGACCCUCCUAUCAGCCCUAACUACCUGGGUUAAGCCACCUGAAUGAAUGUACGGGAGAAGCCAGAAUGGCACCAGUAGUAUGUCAAUGAGGCCUUGCUUUGGUGGAUAAAUGCCCACAAACCCUGAACUCUGUCCUAUGGUGUUGUGACUCACAGAAGCCAGGAGGUGGCCACAGAAAUAUUGUGUGUGGUGUUGUGUGCCUUUGGAAAGGGGAGAUUGGUUUUUAGUCACUCGUUCCACUUGGUCAGACCAUGUGACAGUGAACAUGGUCAAAUUUCAUAAUCUGUAAUGCUUGUACUGACAACCUGGUUUCACUGACAUCAGCUCUGCAUUAUUGCAACUCUCAUUGUGAGCACUUAUCCAAUGUUGCUGUAAAUGUAUUUGAUAUUUUUACAUGUAUUUUCCCCCUCCCUGACCCCUCGUUUAAAUAUGGUCUAACAAAGGCAGCAAAAUCUACUAGCUGUUUAUACUUCGUUUCCAAACUUUCUUUUGUUGUAAAUAGUGUAUACAUUCUUGUGAUUCAAGUUAUUGUAGCUUAUAUGCGCUGUAAGGUGAUUAUUUGUAUAUAGAACAAAAUGGCCCAGUGAUAUUAUAUAGUUUCCCAUUUUUUAAAAAAAAUAUAAUAAUAAAGGGGGUUAUUGAGUAACCUUUCACAUUAAAUAAGUUUAAACACUACCGGAAAGAUAGAGAAAAAGCUGAGCCAACUAUAAACACUCAAUUUUUGUAUGUUUUCCAAAUUGUACGUAUUAAUGCUUUUGAUACUGUAUUAUGUGCCAAUAGUUUCCCAAUCACAUAGCAAGCAAAAGAUAUUUUGUACUUUUUGAUCCACUGUAAUAUUUAAUAAAAAAUGUUACUAUCUGUU